Messenger RNA from Cotesia congregata, 819 nucleotides. The record is from the annotation of a GenBank genome assembly. Lineage: Eukaryota; Metazoa; Arthropoda; Insecta; Hymenoptera; Braconidae.
AUGAGUUCUAAUAAUGCGAAAGCGUUAUUUGCGUGCUCACGGUGUUUCGGGAGGCAUCCUUUUGAAGAAUUAUCUCCUGGCCAACAGCUGUGCAAGGAAUGUCGUGGUUCGUAUCCUGUGGUUAAGUGUACCUAUUGCAGAUCAGAAUUCCAACAAACAGUAAAAGGUAACACUUGUACGAUUUGCAAGAAGUGCGAGCAAAAUGUCAAGGCUUAUGGCAAGCCAUCAGCUUGUGAGUACUGUAACACCAUCGCGGCGUUCAUUGGCAGCAAAUGCCAAAGAUGUACUAACUCGGAAAAACGCUACGGUCCACCUGUUACUUGCGAGCAAUGCAAACAAAAAUUAAAAGGACACAAUAAGCGGCCGCAUCGUGUUGAUGUAACGAAGCUGCCACCUCAACCGGAGCCUGCAGAAGUAAACGGACCAACUCCAUUAAAAGUUGCGAGAAUGGUCGGAGUUCAUGAUCCUCAUGAUCCCAACAGCUCUGACCAUGUCGUUGCCGUAACGCAGCUCAAAGAAAAAAUAGCUCACUUACAAAAACAAUUAUCGCAAAAAGAUAAUCAAUUACUUACCAAGGAUAGACAAAUUACCGAUUUAAAAGCUAAAAAUUUUACCUCAGAAACUGAACUGCGCAACAAAAUGAAGCUGACUGAAAAAGAGUACGAAAGUAAGGUAGCGACGAUGCAGUCUAAGAUUUCUACUCUUUUGAAGGAGGUUGCUACCUUGUCCAAGAGUACAAAACGUGCUGACCGGUUAGCUGCUACGAAAAAUGAAGCUAGUACCAAUAGUGGAAGUGGUACAGACAGUCCAAUACCUUGA